AGUACCACCUCCGCAUAAUUCGAUCCCCACGGGGACAUUGUCAUGGUAAAUGUCGGUCGAACGGUUUUCAGGAACCGCGCUGUUGGGCCCCUUCUCCACAAGCGCCCCCAAACCCCAGGAAAACUGUGUUCGUCAUGAUCCUGGGGUAAAGUCUGUUCGUGCGGUUGCUUGAUGAUUUCGAAUCAUGUAUUAAAAGUCACCGACAACCCUCACCUUUGUUUGCUGUAACCCACACCAGCACCGGCCUCUGAACACGGUUUGAAUCAACACUCUCUUUUCGCUCUCUAAGUCACCAUCUAUGAGACAAUAAUACUGCGUCAUGGCGAAUUACGACGACGGCUAUCCAGCCGAGAAGGUUGACUCCCAACAUGAUGCCAAGCACCUCGAAGUCAGUGCCGACUCUCAACUGGCACUUGCUGCCGACUUUGAAGACCAUGAGAUGGGCAUCUGGAAGUCAUUCGCCCGUUACCCAUGGGCAUGUGCUUGGUGUGUUUACGCCUGCUGGACUAUCAUCCUACUCAGCUUCGACGUUCAGGCCGCAGGUGCGGUCGUGGGAAUUCCCGAAUUUCGCAAGGACUUUGGUUACGAGUUCAACGGAGACUAUGUCCUUCCAGCUAUCUGGCAGUCUGCCUUUAGCGGUGCACCUAUUGCCACUGCCGUGAUUUCUUCGAUCGCCUCCGCCGAGCUCGCCGAUUAUAUUGGCCGAAAGAAAGUCCUGGCCCUGGCUCUCAUCAUCUCCUUUGUUGCUGUUGCUAUUGAGUUCAUCGCAACGACAAAUCCGGUCUUCUUUGCCGGAAAGCUUCUCAAUGGUUUCAUGGUUGGUGCUGUUGGCACCAUCAUGGUAAGCUAUAUUGGAGAAAUUACGCCGCUAGCUCUCCGCGGUAUCUUCACUUGCGGAGUCGGUGUUGCCUACGGAAUUGGGCCUCUCGUUGCUUUCAUUGUCAUCAACUACACUGGCACCGUCGAGUCUCGCUGGGCCUACCGUACCGUUUUCUGCUGCCAAUUCGGCUUUGCUGGAGUUUCAGCAAUUCUUUGGCCGUUCAUGCCUGAGUCUCCAUGGUGGCUAGUAUCCAAGGGGAAGAAGGACGAAGCGCUCAAGAGUCUUGGAAGACUUGGACACUCUGGUAAUGAGGGCAGAGCGAAACUCGCUCUUAUUGAGCGUACAUUGGAUGAAGCGAAAGCCGAAACAGACGGCGUCACCUACCUGGAAUGCUUUAAGAAGUCAAACUUGAGGAGAACCAUCAUCAGCAUUAUGCCUCUGUGCAUCCAGAGUUUCAGCGGAAUCGCCUUUGUGGCCAGCUACUUCACUUACUAUCUCCAGCUCGCCGGUUACUCCACUUCAAUGAGUUACCAACUUCAGAUUGCCCAACCCGUUCUAUCCAUUGUCGGCAACUUGAUGGCCGCCGCUGUAAUUGACAAAGUCGGCCGAAGAAAUCUCACGUUCUACGGUUUGGCCAUUCUCACAGUCUUUCUCUUGAUCACAGGCGGAUUGGGAACGGGCACCAGCCAGCCCAUGAUCAAAGGGACCGUCGCGUUCAUCCUCAUCUACAGCUGGUGGUACAACGUCUCCAUCGGAUCAACCGCCUUUUCUCUGCUUGCCGAAGUGUCGACUUCUCGUCUGAGAGCCAAGACCGUCGCCAUCGGAUAUGCAUCGCAAAACUCCAUCAAUGUUAUGUGGCAGUUCGUCAUCCCGUAUAUGUUCAACCCGGACAAGGCCAACCUUGGCGCCAAAAUUGCUUUCAUCUUCGGUGGCUUAUGUCUCUUUUCCCUGGCAUAUCUUUGGCUCUUCCAGCCUGAGACUGGCGGUCGCUCCUACGAAGAGCUUGACGAGAUGUUUGCAAAGGGCGUUCCGGCGAGGAAGUUCAAGUCGUACAAGACGACUGUGCAGUUGCGCAAUGAGACUGCUGCACAAGAUGAAAACCAUUGAUGUCAAGAAACAUGAUACCUCACGGUAGUCAGAGCUGGAAACCAUUUCGACAACUGAGUUGAUGCUACUUCUGAAGAAGUAUUAGUUAAAAAGCUGUAAAUUAAUUCGAGUA
Messenger RNA from Colletotrichum acutatum, 2039 nucleotides. Its product is annotated as maltose permease MAL31. Lineage: Eukaryota; Fungi; Ascomycota; Sordariomycetes; Glomerellales; Glomerellaceae. Bases 320 to 1927 code for a protein of 535 amino acids. Gene Ontology annotation, cellular component: membrane. Gene Ontology annotation, biological process: carbohydrate transport; transmembrane transport. Gene Ontology annotation, molecular function: carbohydrate:proton symporter activity. The transcript has 4 exons. The record is from RefSeq and is a predicted model, not a curated record.